AUGAUGAAAAUUCCAUUGAUAAUUAUGUUAUCAUUAUCAUGGUCAAUCUUUUGUACGAUGUUGGACUCUUCACGAGCCAUAUUUUGGCUAACUAGUAAGCUGGAAAAUAUCGAAUGGCGGAAAGGUUGUUUGACAACAGCUGGCUGUGCACAGCCACGAUUUCAACUAGCACUCUUGAAUGCUAUAACCAAUGAAAAAUUAUCGAAAAGUUGGCUUAUUACACCAAAACUUAUGCAGGAAAGGCAGCGCAUGUACGUGACUCACUGGAGUGAUGGUAGUCCGAGUGACAUUCUGGUUUCAUGCGAGGUCGUAGGUGUGGAUCCAACUUAUGGAUUUCCAAGAAUCUGCGAUUCGUCCACUUCAGUUGACAUUUAUCAAAAUGAAGCGAAGAAAAGCCUACAGAAAAGAUCUGAUACAAUAUCACUGGGCGUUGAUGGCAAAGUUAUCGUUAGACUGACAGCUCGAUGUUUCAAUAGUACAAUAAUUAUGGAGAAAUAUGAAGAGCGUUGUCCAUGGUGCAUAGAAUAUAGUGAUGAUACUGUGAUCAAUCAGCAGUACCCAGAAGAUUUGAAACCUGGUUUUGUGCAAUUUGUUGGAAACGAAAGCCAUCUGAAUAUUCUGCUGGCAGCGUUUGCUCUGACAACGGCAUUGAGUAGCGCACUUUGCGCAUUCAUCCUUUAUCUGUACGUUCGACAGAAGAAAAAUAGAGAUUUAUUAUCCAAGAAAUGUCAACCGUGCGCUACAAUAGGUGCAGGGCAUGUAAUGCAUAUCGAAUCACCCAAUGGUUCAAUCGAGAGUACCAGGCGGGUAAUGGCUUUGAAUACGAAGAAUGAGUUCAUUAGCUAUUGUAGGUAUGAUAUCCCAUGGGAUCGCAAGUAUCGUCCGUUGCCGAGAUGGACGAGCUCCAGAAGCAACUCCAGCGGUGCAUCACCACCAGACACCUCUUCCACAUUUACUGGCUCAUCACAGCAUUCAAAACCAACAAAAGUUAUCGUUGGAAGUAUUUUGCAUCAAAUAGAUUCGCCAAAUUCGUCGAUUUAUGAAAGGCCUGAAGACAGCGAUCUUAAAUGUGUGUGA
Messenger RNA from Loa loa (African eye worm), 1077 nucleotides. RefSeq lists its product as hypothetical. The transcript has 5 exons. The record is from RefSeq and is a predicted model, not a curated record. Bases 1 to 1077 code for a protein of 358 amino acids. NCBI's taxonomy places the organism in Eukaryota, Metazoa, Nematoda, Chromadorea, Rhabditida, Onchocercidae.